AUGGUUCGGACCUUGAACUUGCCAUAUCGGGGAAUCGAGACGACUUCAGUAGUUGGCCCCUUUUUCUGGUCUGCUCACGACCAGGAUGAAGACGAGCCUCAUUUGCAAAUUGUCCACCGUAAAUCAGAUGUUCUCAAGAAAGGGAGAACACGAGGCUGGGAGAUGCUUCUCUCACACUCCCUCAAGACCGGGGUCACCACCGGUUUUAUCAAAGGCACUCCCAGCUCAGAAGUUGAAAAGUCCUUGACCCAUCUCAAAGCAUGUGCUUACCAAGUUGGACACCCCAUGUUACUCCCCAUCAUCAUCCUCACGUAUGAUCUGUCCCCCGAAAAUGACGAGAAACAGCGAAAGGCUCGGCACUGGCUUCGCCGUCUCGAAAAUGCCGUGAGUUUGCGCAAUGAAGUUGAGGAGCAGGAACAGUACUUUCAAAAUGGAUUUAUCGAUAUCGACGGUCUGAGUCGUGAUCUGGUUGAGUGUCAUGGCAAUGUCAUGUGGAAACGACCUCAAGCAUAUGAAGCACUGGUCAAAGAGAUGGAAAAGGCCAUGGAGACCUUCCGUUUUGCUUGGAUGACACUGGCUCCUGCGGCCGAGGAGCAAAACGAAGCCGAAAGAAAGCACCGUAAGGAAAUUCAAAAAUUGCAUCUCAGUAUGGCAUCUCGUUUGGACUUUUACAAAGUCAAGCUCAAGGGCUUGGAGAACUACAUUCAUACAACUCUCGAGAGACUCAAGGUUCAGCGGGAAGCGCUCUACAACAUCAUGUCACAGCGUGAAGCAAGACUGAAUCUUGAAAUUGCAGGAGAGCAGAGGCGAAUAGCCCAUGCUAGCAAGCGAGACAGUACGGCUAUGAAGACAUUGUCGCUCAUGGGUGCCCUAUUCUUACCUGGAACAUAUCUCGCAUCCGUAUUCAGCAUGACAUUCUUCGACUUCGGAAAAGAUGCCGACCCUGUCAUUUCUGUUGAGCUUUGGGUAUACUUUGCCAUAACGGUUCCCGUAACGGCGCUGAUAGUCGGUGCCUGGACGUUCAUUGACAAACGCCGCCAAGAGCAGCACAAAAAGGACGACGCAGACCUUGAGAAGAAUAUCGACAAGAUGGAAAAGGAGAUCAUGUUUGCCCUUAGGAAGCGGACGAUGAGUAAAGCCAAUACCUGGAACACUGUCAGCCCACCCCCGAAGCCAUGA
Messenger RNA from Fusarium musae, 1179 nucleotides. RefSeq lists its product as uncharacterized. The coding region runs from base 1 to 1179 and encodes 392 amino acids. Lineage: Eukaryota; Fungi; Ascomycota; Sordariomycetes; Hypocreales; Nectriaceae. The transcript is spliced from 4 exons. The record is from RefSeq and is a predicted model, not a curated record.